Molecule: messenger RNA, 2548 nt
Organism: Mesoplodon densirostris (Blainville's beaked whale)
Lineage: Eukaryota; Metazoa; Chordata; Mammalia; Artiodactyla; Ziphiidae
Gene: KLHL24
Product: kelch like family member 24
Exons: 10
Coding region: 373-2175 (600 amino acids)
Molecular function (GO): protein binding
Source: RefSeq, a predicted model, not a curated record
CGGAGAGACGGGUGGCUCGAGGAGACGCCGGCGCAGGAGACAGCGCUGCGCCGCCGGAAGCUAAGGGGUCCUGCAUUCUAAAGGAAAAAUAAGCUUGAUUGCAGUUCUACACUCUAAAAUCAAUUCUGAUACUAUAUAACACCUUUGGACCUCGUACACUGACCUCCUCGGUCCCUAGCCCUUACUGAUUAGGUUGGUGUGGAAAAACUGGGGCUUUGAUCAAGCAAAUGCUAAAAAGGUGGACACACAGCACCGAGCUGAUCUCCCUGUGCUAUGCGGCUGCUUCCCACUAGCUAUCUGUUUUACAUUUGCCACAUAAGGAAGAUCCUUAACAGUUAUUUCUCAACAAUUAUAUAGUCAACUGAUGUAACAAUGGUACUAAUAUUGGGACGAAGACUAAACAGAGAGGAUCUCGGAGUGCGUGAUUCACCAGCAACAAAGCGUAAAGUUUUUGAAAUGGACCCUAAAUCUCUGACAGGCCGUGAGUUUUUUGACUUCUCUUCAGGAUCAUCCCAUGCUGAAAACAUACUCCAGAUAUUUAAUGAAUUCCGAGAUAGUCGUUUGUUCACAGAUGUUAUCAUUUGUGUGGAAGGAAAAGAAUUUCCUUGCCAUAGAGCUGUUCUCUCAGCCUGUAGUAGCUACUUCAGAGCUAUGUUUUGUAAUGACCACCGGGAAAGCCGAGAAAUGUUGGUUGAGAUCAAUGGUAUUUUAGCUGAAGCUAUGGAAUGUUUUUUGCAGUAUGUUUAUACUGGAAAAGUGAAGAUCACUACAGAGAAUGUACAGUAUCUCUUUGAAACAUCAAGCCUUUUUCAGAUUAGUGUUCUCCGUGAUGCAUGUGCCAAAUUCUUGGAGGAGCAACUUGAUCCUUGCAAUUGCUUAGGAAUCCAGCGCUUUGCUGAUACCCAUUCCCUCAAAACACUCUUCACAAAAUGCAAGAAUUUUGCAUUACAGACUUUUGAGGAUGUGUCCCAGCAUGAAGAAUUUCUUGAGCUUGACAAAGAUGAACUUAUUGAUUAUAUUUGUAGUGAUGAACUCGUUAUUGGCAAAGAGGAGAUGGUUUUUGAAGCCGUCAUGCGUUGGGUCUAUCGUGCUGUUGAUCUGAGAAGACCACUGUUACAUGAGCUCCUGACACAUGUGAGACUCCCUCUGUUGCAUCCCAACUACUUUGUUCAGACAGUUGAGGUGGACCAACUGAUCCAGAAUUCUCCUGAGUGUUAUCAGCUGUUGCAUGAAGCAAGACGGUACCACAUACUUGGGAAUGAAAUGAUGUCCCCAAGGACAAGGCCACGCAGGUCAACUGGCUAUUCUGAGGUGAUAGUUGUCGUUGGAGGCUGUGAACGAGUUGGGGGAUUUAAUCUUCCAUACACUGAGUGCUAUGAUCCUGUGACAGGAGAGUGGAAGUCUUUGGCUAAGCUUCCAGAAUUUACCAAAUCAGAGUAUGCGGUCUGUGCUCUAAGGAAUGACAUUCUUGUUUCAGGUGGAAGAAUCAAUGGCCGUGAUGUCUGGAUUUAUAACUCACAGUUAAAUAUUUGGAUCAGAGUUGCUUCUCUAAAUAAAGGCAGAUGGCGUCACAAAAUGGCUGUCCUCCUUGGUAAAGUAUAUGUUGUUGGAGGCUAUGAUGGGCAAAACAGACUUAGCAGCGUAGAAUGUUAUGAUUCCUUUUCAAAUCGAUGGACUGAAGUUGCCCCCCUUAAGGAAGCAGUGAGUUCUCCUGCCGUGACUAGCUGUAUAGGCAAAUUGUUUGUGAUUGGUGGAGGACCUGAUGAUAAUACUUGUUCUGAUAAGGUUCAAUCUUAUGAUCCAGAAACCAAUUCUUGGCUACUUCGUGCAGCUAUCCCAAUUGCCAAGAGGUGUAUAACAGCCGUAUCCUUAAACAACCUGAUAUAUGUUGCUGGUGGACUGACCAAGGCAAUAUACUGUUAUGAUCCAGUUGAAGAUUACUGGAUGCAUGUACAGAAUACAUUCAGCCGACAGGAAAACUGUGGUAUGUCUGUAUGUAAUGGUAAAAUAUAUAUCCUGGGUGGAAGACGGGAAAAUGGAGAAGCCACAGACACUAUUCUCUGUUACGAUCCUGCAACAAGUAUCAUCACAGGGGUAGCUGCAAUGCCCAGGCCAGUGUCCUAUCAUGGAUGUGUGACUAUUCAUAGAUACAAUGAGAAAUGCUUUAAGCUCUAAAACCAGGAUACCUCACCCAAGAAGCCACAGCAAUCCAAGAUGAGAGGUUUUAAAAACUCCAGAGUGGGAACUUGACAUAUCUCCUUUUUGCAAUAUGCACAGAAAAGUAAAAAUAAUAAUUGUCGUGCCUUUCUCCCCAAAAUUUCAAUCUUUCAAACUGUAAUAAAGCCUUUUCUGUAAUUGGGAAAAAAAAAUUGUUGUUGUUGAAGGUAAUAGUGGUCUUUGCUUGGGCUUUGAGAGUGUACCUUUGUGAGUAUUUGUAAGAAACCUAUGUGGAGUAGGAAAUAAUGUCUGCCUGCAUACCUUUUAGGAAUUUGUGAAUGGUCUCUUCAUUUAUGUAUGUUUAUCUGCAAGACUGUAUAUUCCUUAUUUU